GUUACCAUAUUGGGCUUGCGAUCCAUAAAAGCAAUAAAUGGAGAGGAGAGAGAAUGAGCGCAGGCGGGGCCUUUCUGAUUCGAACUCACCACCGCUCUCCUCGCCGUUGCUCCACCGCUCCUCCACCAUUCCCGCCGCGUUCAAGCCGCAAUACUUCAUCUCCGCCGCCUUGAUUCCUUCUUCUCCUCCCUAUCCGCAAUCCUGUUCCUCCGUAACUAUAGCUCCCACCCACUGGUUUCGAAUCGGAAGCUGCUUCUCUUCGGUUACUCAGUGCGGUGCAGUUACAAUGGCGGCCUCCGGAGAAGACCUCGACCUCGACCUCAAUCUGACGCUCUCUCGAGUUCACCUGGAUCCUUCAGCUCCUCGCAUCGUCUCUCCGCCGUGUAGGCCACACAGCUUAGCUCCCGCCCCUCAUCCCACCUCCCUCUCCGAUUCCCGAACGGAUUCUCCGACUGUACCGUCCUUUCAGCCGCAUUCAGCUUCUCUCGGAGUUUUUGUUCCGAGAAAAAAUGUGACUGGUAGCUCUGAAGCUGAGAAUGUUAACAAUAUGAUGUUACAAGUUCAAACUGCGGAGACCACCAACACGUCUCUGCUCCAACAAACUGUUAGUGCUUCAGAAUGGCGUAGAGCAAGGUCUGUAAAGCGUCCCAAGUUUGGAACUAAAGGAAUAAACUCAGAUCCUUACGAUAGCCCUAAUGUAGCUGGAACCUGCCGUUAUGACAAUUCCUUGGGCUUGUUGGCCAAAAAAUUUAUUCAUUUGAUCCAGGGAGCUGAAGAUGGCACACUUGAUCUGAACCGCUGUGCUGAUAUUUUGGAGGUUCAAAAGAGGAGAAUUUAUGAUAUUACAAAUGUGCUUGAAGGAGUGGGACUAAUAGAGAAGACUCAAAAGAAUCACAUGCGCUGGAAAGGAUUUGAGACAAGUGAAUCAAGAGAGUUGCAUGAAAAAAUCUUUAAUUUAAAGGUUGAAGUUGAACAUUUGUGUACUGAAGACCAACGGCUGGAUCAUUGCAUAAGGGAAAAGCUAGAGCAAUUAAGGGUCCUUGAAUCUGAUCUUAAUUGCCAAAAGAAUCUCUUUUUGACACAGGAUGAUAUCAUGAAUCUACCAUGCUUCAGGGUUGGUACAUCUCCCCAUGUAAAUAUGUAUGUAAUCAGUAGAUGACUUGGUUUCUAGUUCUGAUGCAUAUAAAUAUGAUAUACCCAGCAGGAUCAAACUAUUAUUGCGGUAAAAGCCCCACAUGCAAGUUCAGUUAAAGUUCCUGAUCCUUGUGAGGAUGGCGUUGUUUUCCCUGAGAAGCAUUACAGGCUUAUUGUUCGAAGCACAACCGGACCGAUAGACUUGUACCUUUUGAGCAAAAAAGACGGGCAACAUGAAGAUGUGACUGUGAAACAUGCAGUAUCCUCAGGUGGGGAUAAUUGUAGCAGACAAAACAUUGACACCAGAUCAUCUUUGGUUUCUUCAGAUACUUCAACCUUAAAUACCACGAACCCGUGCCAGAUUCACAAAAUAGUUCCAUCUCGUGCCAGUUUUGAUGACGACUACUGGUUGCACUCGGAUCAGGAAGUGAGUGCGACGGGUCUAUGGGGCAGUGAAGAAUCUUGAGGUUUGUUUGGAUAAAGAUCAUAAGAGUAACAAGAGGGAGUGAGUGUAUCAGACCUGUACAUACUCUAUUUUAAUAUACCUUUCUUUUUCCU
Cuscuta campestris is the source of this 1692-nucleotide messenger RNA. Lineage: Eukaryota; Viridiplantae; Streptophyta; Magnoliopsida; Solanales; Convolvulaceae. The record is from the annotation of a GenBank genome assembly.